Molecule: messenger RNA, 771 nt
Organism: Trichophyton rubrum CBS 118892
Lineage: Eukaryota; Fungi; Ascomycota; Eurotiomycetes; Onygenales; Arthrodermataceae
Exons: 1
Coding region: 1-744 (247 amino acids)
Source: RefSeq, a predicted model, not a curated record
AUGACAACCGGCAACCCUCCAACAACCACCCCCGAGCCGCCUACUCCCAACCCUCCGGGGGCGGGCACCCAGACCAUCACCACUACUCGAACUGAUACCAUCACCCGCACCACGUUUGUUCCUUGUUCUACUCCCGUUGCAACCAUCCCGGGCUACACCUGGUACAGCACCUGGCUCACCGCUUCCACCUAUACCACAACCACUUGCUAUCCAGUUACUGAAACCCAUGCCACCCCGGAGCCUACCCCAACGCAGCCUUCCCAGACCUGCAACGGUGAUAACUGCGGAGCAUACACCUGCCCACCACCGGCCACAGUCACCGUCACCGUCACCGUCACUGAAUGUCGCGGAGACGGCUGCGAAGCCCCACCUGUCACGCCUCCGCCAGCUGAGCCUACUCCUCCGCCACAUCAUUGCCCUGGCUGCCAGACCUAUACCAUCACCGAUAUCCACGAGGGAACAAGUACCAUUGUCGUUCCACCCCAGACUCUUCCUCCCGGUCAGUGCGGCAAAUGCCAAACCAUCACCAUCACCGAUAUCCACGAGGGAACCAAGACGAUCACCAUUCCCCCGGAGACGACUAUUUCUACAAAGACUCCACCCCCAACUUCCAACCCACCACCACCCGGUACCGGAACCGGUGGUCCCAAGCCAUCCGGCCCAGACACUACAUACACACCCCCAACUCUGACCUCCCAACAGCCCACUGGAACUGGCUCUCCCCAUCGUCGAUGGUGGAACUAAGUGAGCACUGGUAUGACAUGAACCCUU